Molecule: messenger RNA, 1456 nt
Organism: Pararge aegeria (speckled wood butterfly)
Lineage: Eukaryota; Metazoa; Arthropoda; Insecta; Lepidoptera; Nymphalidae
Exons: 2
Coding region: 20-1291 (423 amino acids)
Source: RefSeq, a predicted model, not a curated record
UGAGUGAGGUGUGAUAAAAAUGUCGUUAGACGUUAAUAUAAGCGAACCGGAUGAAUUUAAUUGCGUCGAAUUACAUAAUUGUAUACAAAGUGUCGCUGCUAUUAAAGAAAUAAGAGAUUAUACUUACCAUGUCGACAUAGUUUCGGGUAAAGGUGCCAACUAUGUUGCAAAUGUCUUUAGAAUAUCUAUCGUAGAGUCAGGGACUGAUAAAAAACUUAGUGUUAUAGUGAAAACCUUAGUUAAUACCUUAAGACAAGACGUAUUCAGAGAGUUACAUAAGAGAGAAGUGCUUGCUUACAUGGAAGUUAUAGACAAGUUUGUUGAUUUACAGACUGUGAUUUCAAUCGAUAAAAGAAUUAUUUUACCUAAAUUUAUAUUUUCAAGCGUAGAGAUGAACAAUGAAGUGAUCGUAUUAGAAGAUAUGUUGUUAAGUGGUUUUAUAGCUGACAGCAAAGUAGCCCAGUUUGAAAAACUAGAUUAUCCACAAGUUCGCCUAAUUUUAACAGAGCUAGCCAAAUUUCAUGGUUUAUCUUUUGUGUUUGAAUACAAAAGACAAAAUUUUAAAAGUAUACAAAGUGAUUUUGAAGAUAUUAUUUUCAAUGAACAAUUUCUUGAUAACUCAAAAUUAAGAAAUUAUUUUGUAGAGUCAUUUCAAACAUCAUUGAAUCUCAUAGAUAAAACUAACAUUAAGGAAAAUUUAGAGCAAAACAAAGAUAAUAUUUUAGACUUAUUGAGAAGAUACACUAAGCCAAGAAAAUAUAACGUUUUUUGUCAUGGAGAUUACUGGAUUAACAACAUUCUUUUUAAAGAAGGUGAAGAACAAAAAAUUUGUUUUUUGGAUUUUCAAGCAAUGCGGUUUGCCAGUCCAGUAACGGAUAUACUCUAUUUUCUAUACAUUUGUACGGAUUCCAAAUUCAGAGCUAAUUAUUUCACAGACCUCAUAAAUGAUUAUCAUGACAGUUUGAAAUCAUUUUUGGACCUUUUCCAAAUAGACGCCGAUGAAGUUUUUCCAAAAAAUGAAUUUGAAAAUGAUCUGGAAGAAAUGCUUCCGUUUGGUCUUCUUGUAGCUUUGAUAGAAUUAAAAUUAGUGACCACAACACCCGAUGACGUCGAAAUAACAGAAAAUAUGGAUACACCGGGACUAGGAGAUAUUAUUUAUAUGCCAGGGGGAGAAGAGUUAUAUAAACUACGUGUGAAUGACGUCAUUGAUGAAUCAGAUGCUAAUGGAGUUUUAAAUCAAUUAUUAAAUGAUCUUAAUGUCAAAAAACCCCAACUCAGUAUUACCUCAUAAUAUUAUAUAAUCAUUACAAUCAAUGAAUCACUGAGAUGCAGUAAUCUGAGCCUUGAUAGGUAUCUUAUUUGACGGUGCAGCGUGAUGUUUUGAAAAUAUAUUGUGCAAUUUUCAAUUUUAACAAUAGGGAAGUUGCUUGUUAUAAUACAAAACCAUGUUUAUUUG